Lampris incognitus (smalleye Pacific opah) is the source of this 2146-nucleotide messenger RNA. RefSeq names its product gastrula zinc finger protein XlCGF57.1-like. Gene Ontology annotation, cellular component: nucleus. The transcript is spliced from 2 exons. NCBI's taxonomy places the organism in Eukaryota, Metazoa, Chordata, Actinopteri, Lampriformes, Lampridae. The coding region runs from base 1 to 1623 and encodes 540 amino acids. The record is from RefSeq and is a predicted model, not a curated record.
AUGGAUCAACCCAUCUCCGAAAUAUUCUCGGAGUUUGAACGAAGGAUCGCAGUUUAUGAGUCUGAAAUCUCGCGUCUAAAGAAGGAAAACUAUCGACAGAGGAAACUGCUGGACGCCGUUUAUAAGCCUGAAGUACGGAUAUACAAAUCAGACCUCCAGUUGCUCUUAGUUUCUGAAGACGAGGUUCCCUCUGUGAAGCAGGAGUGGAGCCCCAGUCAGGACCAGGAGCAGCCAGAGCCCCCACAUUUUAAAGAGGAAGAGGAGAAACUCUGGAGCAGUCAGGAGGAUGAGCAGCUUCAACGACAGGAGGAGAAGGCUGACAUUACCAAACUGUCAUUCCCCCCUUUACCUGGGAGGAAUGAAAGUGAUGAAGAGAAUGUUCAGUCCUCUCAGCUUUAUCAAAGCCAGACUGAGGAGAAAAGAGAGGGAGAUCCUCCAGCCAGCACCUCAACUGAGCAGAUGAAACCAAAACCUGAUGGGGUUGACUGUGGACCUUCAGAACCAACCGGUAACCUCGAACAAGAUGGUGAUUUACAGCCAACUAGUGAUGGACCUCUCUCUUCAGACUGUUGUGAAGGUGAGACUGAAGACAAUGAUGAUGGUCGAAACAAGACUAGAAAAUCUCAGUCAGGUUUGGACACAACAGAGAACAAUGAAAACAGUAAUCAGAGAUCUUCUGAGAAUAAAGCCAUCAGUUGCCCAGUCUGUGGUAAAAGAUUUACUAGAAAAGGAACUCUGCAGAGACACAUGAUAAUACAUACAGGAAAGAAACCAUUCAGUUGCUCAUUCUGUGGUAAAGGAUUUACUAGAAGAGGAACUAUCAAGGCACACAUGAGAAUACAUACAGGAAAGAAACCUUUCACUUGCUCAGUCUGUGGUAAAGCAUUUUCUGAAAGAGGGACUAUGCAGAGACAUAUGAGAAUACAUACAGGAGAGAAACCCUUCAGUUGCUCAGUCUGUGGUAAAGGGUUUUCUGAAAGAGGAACUAUGCAGAGACACAUAAGAAUACACACAGGAGAGAAACCUUUCAGUUGCUCAGCCUGUGGUAAAGGAUUCGCUAGAAGAGGAACUCUGCAGAGACACAUGAUAAUACAUACAGGAAUGAAACCUUUCAGUUGCUCAUACUGUGGUAAAGGAUUUGCUAGAAGAGGAAAUAUGAAGGCACACAUGAGAAUACAUACAGGAAAGAAACCCUUCAGUUGCUCAGUCUGUGGUAGAGCAUUUUCUGAAAGAGGAACUAUGCAGAGACAUAUGAGAAUACAUACAGGAGAGAAACCCUUCAGUUGCUCAGUCUGUGGUAAAGGGUUUUCUGAAAGAGGAACCAUGCAGAGACACAUAAGAAAACAUGCAGGAGAGAAACCCUUCAGUUGCUCAGUCUGUGGUAAAGGGUUUUCUGAGAGAGGAACUAUGCAGAAACACAUGAAAAUACACACAGGAGAGAAACCCUUCAGUUGCUCAGUCUGUGGUAAAGGGUUUUAUGAAAGAGGAACUACCCGGCGACACAUGAGAAUACAUACAGGAGAGCUACCCUUCAGUUGCCCUGUCUGUGGUAAAGGCUUUUCUCAAAGAGGAAAUAUGCAGAGACACAUGAAGAUGCAUACAGAAGAUGGGAUAGGAAUAUGAAGGGGGUUAGGGACCAGUAAAGUUCCUCACCAGGCACGUCUUAAAGUUUAAAACUACUCUGAGAUGAUUAAUAUAUUGUUUAACAUGGUUUUCCUACAUAAAAACAAAAAUGAAAAGGGGCUGAAAGGACAUCUACUCUCCUCAUUGAGAAAUUCAGGAUCUAUGAAUAUGCAAAGAUCACAAGCCUCACACCCCACCCACAAUCACUGCUUGCUCUAAGUUGACCAGUGAAAGAUUGGUGUGCAUCAUGAUGGCUAGCAUUAGAGCAAACAUCGGAGAAUCAGCCACACAUAUUUGAGCCUCAGUCAGACUCAGGCUCUGGUUGUGCCCCACAAUUGGGGACUAGCACACAUAAAAGAAUGGUGAGUGUAGUUAGCAUCUUUUAUUUGUUUAUUUCGUUUGUUAGCUUGUAACAGGCAGUGGCUGACAAAGCAGUGGUUGUAAAAUAUACAAUAUCUGUUACGAUGUUACAGUGUUUUCACCGUCUUACAUUGUUAUUAAUAAUACAUAAUAAAAAACUUCA